GAAACAAAAAAAAGUGCAGGAGGGAACUGUUCAGACUUCCAAGAGAGAGCACAGAACAGCACAGCAUAGCGCAGCGCCGAACCGGUCGAUCGCAUUGCUUCCAAAAGAGAAUGAAAGGAGACACAACGACUCCUGCUGCUUUUGCCAUUUCCGUUCGCCGCUCGUCCUCCCCGUCCCGUUCCAGCUUUUUCCGAACAACACCGGUGCAUUUCCUAGCCUUUCUCCUUCUGGUUUUUUCUGGAUCUUCUGCGCCCUUUUCCGCCGCGAUGAGUACUAGCAGCAGCGGCAACGACAGCGGCACCGCCCCCCCGGUCUCGGCAUCCGAUGCGGAGGCCGCCAGCCGAACCAUCGACUUUCUGACCAUGGCCCGGGGCCUCAAGACCACCCCCCGAACCGGGUGGGUCCGCCAGGGAGCCGGCCCCCGCAUCGAAUCGGUGGCCGACCACUCGUGGCGGAUCUCCCUCAUGGCCAUGGUGGCGGCGGGAAGCCUCGGAUCGACGUCGACGUCGACGCCGGAAUUUUCCUGCGACGCGAACAAGUGCAUCAAGAUGGCCCUCGUCCACGACCUGGCGGAGGCCACGGUCGGGGACAUCACCCCCCACUGCGGCGUCAGCGAGGACGACAAGCACGCCAGGGAACUCGCCGCCAUGGAAACCAUGGUGCAGGCGCUGGGGGGGAGCCUCCCGGGGUUAAGCGGGGAAAGCACGGGCGGCGAGAUCCUCGCGCUGUGGAAGGAGUACGAGGAGGGAACCAGCCACGAGGCCCGUCUGGUCAAGGACAUGGACAAGCUAGAGAUGAUCCUGCAGGCGCUCGAGUACGAAAACGACGGGGAGAACGAACACUCGCUGGACGGCUUCUUCGACAGCACCCGGGACAAGUGGAGGACGCCCAUCGGGGCCGCCUGGGGAAAAGAAAUCGAGAGCCGGCGGCGAGCGAAGGACUCGACCGAGGCAUCCGCCGCCAAAGAAGGCAGCAACGAACCAUAACAGACACGACGAUGCGGCGGUGGCGGGCACCCGCCAAGCCAGCAAGCUACGAGUACUGCCGAGAAACAAAGAAAUUCAAAAAAGUACA
Messenger RNA from Pseudo-nitzschia multistriata, 1074 nucleotides. NCBI's taxonomy places the organism in Eukaryota, Bacillariophyta, Bacillariophyceae, Bacillariales, Bacillariaceae. The record is from the annotation of a GenBank genome assembly.